This is a messenger RNA of Microcebus murinus (gray mouse lemur), 828 nucleotides long. The record is from RefSeq and is a predicted model, not a curated record. NCBI's taxonomy places the organism in Eukaryota, Metazoa, Chordata, Mammalia, Primates, Cheirogaleidae.
AUGGAUGAGACCGCGGUGUCUGCAGGACAGAGAGACACACAAGAUCCUGGGCUGAGAGCUGGGUGGGGAUGUCUUGGGACCCAGUCUCUUGAUUUCCUUCCAGGGACCCUCCCCAAACCCACCCUCUGGGCUGAGCCAGCCUCUGUGAUCACCUGGAGGAGCCCUGGUAUCAUCUGGUGUCAGGGGACCCUGGAUGCCAAGGAGUACCGUCUGGAUAAAGAGGGAAUUUCAGAGCCCUGGGACAGACAGACACCACUGGAGCCUGGGAACAACGUCAAGUUCCACAUCCCACACAUGGCAGAGUACUAUGCAGGGCGAUAUCGCUGUUACUAUUACAGCCCUGCUGGGUGGUCAGAGCCCAGUGACACCCUGGAGCUGGUGGUGACAGGAUUCUAUGAUAGUAAACCCACCCUCACAUCUGUGCCAAGCCCUGUGGUGACCCCAGGAGGAAACGUGACACUGCAGUGUGUCUCACAGCGGGGAUUUGGCAGGUUCAUUCUGAUCGAGGAAGGACAGAACCUCUCCUGGACCCGGGACUCACAGCGAACCUCCUCUGGGCAGUCCUAUGCCCUGUUCCCUGUGGGCCCUGCGACCCCCAGCCACAGGUGGACGUUCAGAUGCUAUGGCUGGUACAGGACCAACCCACAGAUAUGGUCAGUUCCCAGUGACCCCCUGGAGGUACUGGUCUCAGGUGUGUCUAGGAAGCCCUCCCUGCUCAGCCUGCAGGGCCCUGUCCUGGCCCCUGGACAGAACCUGACCCUCCAGUUGGUGCGCUGGGAGCUCAACAAGUUGCCUUCUCUGGAGGCCCGAACAGAUCAGCCAGGUUAG